GUGCUGCACCGCUCCGAGGUAGCCAUGUGGAAGGUGCUCGCCCUGUCGGUGCUGUCGGCGGCCGCCCUGGUCGACGGCGCCCUGCUCGGCCCCCGGCCCGCCGCCCUCCCCGCCGCCCUGCGCGGCCCCUCCGUCAGCACGGACACGUUCGAGCAGAAGCUGGACCACUUCAGCCCGUCGGACCGCAGGACGUGGAAGCAGCGCUACGUGUCGUGGGUCGGGGCGAACGCGGCGGACGGGCCUGCCUUCAUCCUGCUGAGCGGCCAGGAGCCCAUCCACAGCCAGAUGCAGCUCAUGAACAGCUUCGCCGCCAAGAUCGGCGACAGCCUCCAGGGCCGCAGUUUCCACCUGGAGCACCGCUUCUACGGCGAGAGCCGGCCCACCGGGGACUUGAAGCUGGAAAGCUUGCGGUACCUCAGCCAGGACCAGGCGGUCGCCGACAUCGCCUACUUCAUCGCCUACCUGAGGAAGCAGGCGCUCAUCCCGGAGCAGUCCAAGGUCGUGCUGUACGGCGGCGCCUACGCCGGCAACCUGGCCACCUGGGCCCGCCUCAAGUACCCCCACCUCGUCCACGCGGCCGUCGCCUCCAGCGCGCCGCUGCUCGCCAAAGUCGACUUCCCUGAGUACAUCGACGAGGUGAUGAAGAAGCUGGAGCAGUACGGUGACAAGCAGUGCGCCGACGUGGUCCGCGACGUGGUGGACUACGUGGACGCGGAGAGCAAGACGUCGGCGGGGAUCCAAGGGCUCGUCGACACCUUCAAACUCUGCAAACCGUUCGGCGACAAGCCCUGGGACGUGGACAUGCUGUUCAACCGCAUCGCCACCGUCCCCGCCAGCACCGUGAGCUCCAUCAACGUGGACCCCAACUACGACAUCGUCGGCGAGGUCUGCCACCUCCUGCGCGAGGGCACGACGCCCAAGUCCAAGGCCGAGCGGCUGGCGGAGGCGGGCGGCUUCGGCAUGUCCGACGACAAGCUGUGCGAGACCAUCAGCUACGCGGACAGCAUCGCCGGCGCGCAGAAGGAGAACUGGGGCGAGGCCGUGGACCAGGACGGCGACCAGAUCUACGACCGGCCCUCGCUGUACCAGUCGUGCACGGAGCAGGGGGUCUUCACCACGCUGGCGCACUGGAAGGGCCACUACCCGCUGGAACUGUCGCUGCAGAAGUGCCAGGACGUCUUCGGCCCGGACUUCGACAAGCAGCUCCUGGAGAAGGCAGUGCGCCGCACCAACCAGGAGUUCGGCGGCAACGCGCCCGACGUCCGCCGCGUGGUGUUCGUGCGCGGCGAGAUCGACCCCUACAACGUGCUCGGUGUCCGGGACGACCUGGAGGACAUGGAGCCCGUCAUCACCAUCGCCGGAAUGGCCGCCUGCGCCGACGUCCACGCCGCCAGCCGCCAGGACACGCAGGCCGUCACGGAGGCACGCACCCUCAUCACGCAGCAGCUCACCAAGUUCCUCGCCAUGACAGACUGAUUAUAAUCUCUCCUCUUGACCAAACAUGCUCUCUCUUUUUAUA
Thrips palmi is the source of this 1519-nucleotide messenger RNA. RefSeq names its product putative serine protease K12H4.7. Bases 25 to 1476 code for a protein of 483 amino acids. The transcript has 9 exons. The record is from RefSeq and is a predicted model, not a curated record. NCBI's taxonomy places the organism in Eukaryota, Metazoa, Arthropoda, Insecta, Thysanoptera, Thripidae. Gene Ontology annotation, molecular function: dipeptidyl-peptidase activity; serine-type exopeptidase activity. Gene Ontology annotation, biological process: proteolysis.